This is a messenger RNA of Saccostrea cuccullata (small rock oyster), 780 nucleotides long. RefSeq lists its product as uncharacterized. The transcript has a single exon. The coding region runs from base 1 to 780 and encodes 259 amino acids. The record is from RefSeq and is a predicted model, not a curated record. NCBI's taxonomy places the organism in Eukaryota, Metazoa, Mollusca, Bivalvia, Ostreida, Ostreidae.
AUGGUCAGUAAAGAUGAUGUAAAAGGAAUGGUUACUUCAAUCGUUACCGAAUUAAAGGGUGAACUAAAAAAUGAAAUCCUCGCUGAAGUCAAAGAGUCACUCAUACCUGAAGUUAAACAGAGCGUGACGGAGCAGGUAAAGAAAGAAUUCGGGGAAAAGAUAGACAAAAAAACAAAGGAGUUUCAAGAUCAGACUAAAGAUAUCUCAGAGGGGUUUAAUUUAGAGUUUGAAACACUGAAAGAAAAGUUUCACGAGCAAGCAAAAGAACUCAGGGCCCUAAAAGAACAUUUGAAACGCUAUCAAUAUUUGACUGAAACAGCAGUUACUUUAGCAAACAGCAAUCAGCAGUAUUCGCAAAAGGACAAUAUUAAGUUCACCAAAUGGAAUGAGCAAGAAAACGAAAAUCUGCGUGCAGAGCUCUGUGCAAUCUUGAAGGAGACAGUCAACGUUGAUCUACAACCAACAGAUAUACUGGCCAUACACAGAGUCCCAGGAUCGGGUGGUAAUGUCGGACCACGGCCAGUCAUCGCCAAAUUUAGAAAUACCGAGACGAAAGUGAUGGUCAUAAAGAAUCGCUCAAAUGCGGAGUUGAAGAAGCGCUUUGUGAUGCACGAUCACGUAACUCCUAUGAAUGCCAAACUUAUAAAAGACUUGAACGAGGACGAGCGUAUUAAAAGUGCUUGGUACUUUAAUGGCAAAGUGUUUGCGUUGGACUACGAUGGAGACAGACACCGAUUUGACAUCCUGGACAGUGUGUCUGACAAACUUAAACACAAAUAG